Molecule: messenger RNA, 621 nt
Organism: Saimiri boliviensis boliviensis (Bolivian squirrel monkey)
Lineage: Eukaryota; Metazoa; Chordata; Mammalia; Primates; Cebidae
Gene: LST1
Product: leukocyte specific transcript 1
Biological process (GO): dendrite development; cell morphogenesis; immune response
Cellular component (GO): membrane
Source: RefSeq, a predicted model, not a curated record
GGGAGAAGUUAAAGCCAGAGGAGAGGCAGGAAUGUCUGAAGUGGCAACGCUUCUCUCCAGCCAGACAGCGCUGGCCAAUUUGGAGUCUGUUUAUCCUGCAGGCCACGGGCUCUGGAUGAGGAACUUGAGGCACGUGACUAACCCCUGAUCAUUUCACCUAAAAGAGCAAGGACUAGAGUUUGACUUCCAGGCCAGUCCCUGAUCCCCGACUUAAUAACGUCACAUUUCAAUGGCAAUAUGUGUAGUACUUCCCUAUGUAUAGGUAGUAUAUACCUCUACGGGGGCCUGGGACUGGGCGGGCUCCUGCUUCUGGCUGUGGUCCUUCUGUCCGUCUGCCUUUGUUGGCUGCAUCGCAGAGUAAAGAGGCUGGAGAGCAGCUGGGCCCAGGGCUCCUCGGAGCAGGAGCUCCACUAUGCAUCGCUGCAGAGGCUGCCAGUGCCCAGCAGCCAGGGACCUGACCUCAGGGACAGAGAAGAGAGAGGCACCAAGGAGGAUCCCAGAGCUGACUAUGCCUGUAUUGCUGAGAACAAACCCACCUGAGCACCCCAGACACGCCCCUCGACCCAGGCAGGCGGACAGGGUCACCCUGUGGUCCACCCAAUAAAGACCGUGGUCCCCCCA